AUCCCCUUGAAGCAGCAUAGUUGAGCAACGACAGGUUGCAUUCAGAUCCAGGAGUGCGCUUAUACCCUCGAUAGUAAGUCUAUUGCUGCUAAUUUUACAAUACAUUCUCACUCGCAACACUGACUGGUGGAUCAGUACGACAAGCGAAUAGAAGACACUUGUUGCUUUUGUAUGAGUCUUGCGCUUUUCGGCAUUAGCUCUUUCCUUUUAUGUAGAACAGCUUAGUAGAGACUGUUUCCUAAUAUUUCUUGAUGUUCCUGAAGAUUUGGCUCGGAUUAUUUCUUGUUUCCGGACUACACAGUCAACAUAUAUCAUACAUCAUAUCUGUACCAGCAACGACUUCAUUGAGUAACAGAAAGAAAUAGAUUGAUAUACGAUAAAGAUCAACAAAAUGGCUGCAUCGUCAAAACCAAUUUUGCUUGUGAACGGUUUCGGUCACUUUCGUGCUGAGGACUGCUUGACGACACAGGCCUUCACAGCCCUCUGCAAGGAAAAGAAGGUUCCGUUUGAAAUUGUAUCCUUCGAUUUCCAGAAACCCUCGGCUUCGGGUCCAGUCUGUCGCGGCUAUGUGGAGAAAGCGCACGAUCAGUAAGUCGAGAAUCUACUCUUUCUCCUGCAUAAUGCUAGGUGUUCGUAAAGCAUCUUUUUUCAGCAAUUCUUGUUUACGAACUCAUAUCUUUCAGCGGAACGAAGGAAAGCUCAUUCAGGAGAAAAAACGAAAUUAGGUAGAGGUUUCCCCACAGAAAGACCGGACGUUGUAUCUUGAUUAGAUGCGAUAAUUUUCUAUUUUCAGGUUUGCAGCAAUCGUUAUUAUCGAUUUGAGCGUUUGCUUUACGGAAUUCAUGUAUUACUUGGGUGGUCCAAUCGAGAAGUACGUCCGAGGGCACAAGGGGUGCGUGGCGUUCCCAACCACGGAAGGUGGCAGCUGGCUUAGCCGUUGCGGGACCGAGCUGUUCCCAGAAAUCAAAUGGAAGUUUGACGGCUACUAUCGAGCAAAGCAUUGCGCAGUGCAACAGAAUGCUAGCAAUGUCUCUCGCUUUUUCCCGGGAAAGGAAGAGUUUUACUUUUCUGUGAAGUCGUGCAUGAUGAAGAAUGUGCCGGUAGAAGAGCGGUUUUUCGCAACAAGAGAAGGCUCGCAGUUGUUUGGCGGCAUGUUCGGCAACAUGUUGCCGUCUGGCCCCGCUAAGCCAGAUCGCGGAACCGAAGACGGGACAGCAACGUGCGUGGCGGUCAAGUCCGGGGGCUCCAUCGGUGGUACCUUAGGCUACUUUGGUGACGUAAAUGCGGAAGCAUCCAUCAUGUCCUUGGUGCUUUCUUUGGUCCAGAAUGCUGCUGCUCCGAAGAUGGUUGCUGAUGCCUCCGUUGUGGAGGCGCAUGGCAAGUUUCAACCACAGGCUGCCUAUGCCGGUACGUCGGAGAUCACCCGCAAGGAACUGCAAGAGCGUUUGUUGAACGGCGUCGUUACCAUUGUCUUCGAUAAGGUAUUGCUCUACCUUCGCAUAUCUGCGUCUUCGUCAUGAAUAGGAAGCACAUUGGAAUCAGAAUUCUUUAAUGUCCUCGCUGAAGACCCUCUCUCUCCGUUGUCGCUUUAAUUUUCAACAGCUAAGAGAAGCUAACGCGAGAAGAUACACGAACAAUUAGAUUUACAUCUCUUUUUGAUAAACCAUUACAGGUUUCAACGGACCUCACGAGACGCAUGCUCGCCACGCGCGAUCUAUCUUUAGUGAACGUUUCCCGACGACCCAAAGACAUGAAAGCACAUGAAGCGGAGAACUUCUCAGCCGAGGGCGUCAUCAAGGUGUUCGAUUUGCUUCCGAAGGAACCUGCUCGCUUUGCCGAUGCAGCCCCCGCUGGUUGGCGCAGUUUCCAUUUCGAGUCGAUUACGGACAUCAUUGUCGAAGGCCCAGGCGUGCGGAAGUACUAUUUCGAUAAAGAAAACCACCAGGACGAUGGUGGAUAUGAAGAAGAGGACUCCGAGGACGAGGGUGACGACGAUUCCUCUCGAUUGUCUGAUGAUGUUGUCACGAAAUAUUUUGAAGGAAGAAAGAAGAAGUUUCCGGAGAUCUAUCAGGACCAGGAUACAAUCUUCGGUUUCGAUGAGGGUCAGCAUCCGAAUGGUACGCGACUGCGAAUUUACGAAAUGGGCGAUCGCAAUCGACCAAUCACAUUUACCAUCCGAGGAAGCGCAAUGAAGUCGGAAUUCGGUGAUGACGAGGAAGAAUUCGACUUCGGGUUAGGCGGCGGCAUGGGCCACCUCGGUUUACACGAUAAAAUUCCUAAGUAUCGAGUAACAGACAAGUCCGGUGAAGUUCUUCACAUUCCCAUCGAAGACUGCCAUGGCGAUGCGGCAUGCUACAAAGUUUUGUAAACCAUGUCUUGCGCAAUUGCCUUCAUCCUGGCAUAUCAGACAAUCUGAUCCUCGUACAACCAUGUGAAUGAAAGAUAGACCGUCUAGAAGCCUAUUCGCACAUUAUACCAACUAGGGCUAUCUUUCUUGAUUUCGUGUUGUACAAGACAAGAUGAAGCAUGUACUUACUCCAAUGCAACAAGACUUCGGAUGAUUGGAAUAGUUGACAUUCUACUUACUUGACACUGUCAAAAUUCAUAACCGGCGAUUGCGUAGUGACAUGAUCAUAUUACAGCUCUCGCCCCCCUUUACCCAAUUCUUCUUCUUGUUGUGUCUGCCGUAGAAUCAUUGAAUGAUUAUCCUUCCCUGAAAGGCCAUUCCUAUAGAUUGCGCAAGCAUCAAACGUCCCUCCAAAUGAAAUCUCACCUUCGAAUCCCACUUCAAAAAUAGAUAUUAAUGUAGGAAUUUCCCAUUUCUUGAAGCUGUCCCCCGUCCACAAUAUUGAAUGUUGUACAAUUAGUCAGAGAAAAUUCGCACCGGCGCUCUUUUCGUAAUGUGACAAGGUCCUACUUGUCUUCUUUCAGCGGCGUGAAUUCGUUGGUUUCCAG
Messenger RNA from Amoebophrya sp. A25, 2955 nucleotides. The record is from the annotation of a GenBank genome assembly. Lineage: Eukaryota; Dinophyceae; Syndiniales; Amoebophryaceae.